GCACGGCGCGUGCGCGGGCCGAGGGGGCGGGGCUUCCUCGGCAAGAUGGCGGCCAGCGGCCUUCGCCAGGCUGCUGCCGCCAGUACCUCGGUGAAGCCCAUUUUCAGUCGCGACCUGAACGAGGCCAAGCGAAGGGUGCGCGAGCUCUACCGCGCUUGGUAUCGGGAGGUGCCGAACACCGUGCACUCAUUCCAGCUGGAUAUCACCGUGAAACAGGGACGGGAUAAAGUCCGAGAAAUGUUCAAGAAGAAUGCCCAUGUCACAGACCCCAGAGUGGUUGAUCUCCUGGUCAUUAAGGGAAAGAUGGAGCUCCAGGAAACCAUUAAAAUAUGGAAGCAGCGGACACACAUUAUGCGGUUCUUCCAUGAAACAGAAACACCAAGGCCAAAGGAUUUCCUGUCCAAGUUCUAUAUUGGCCAUGAUCCAUGAGGUCACCUGAUGGGAAGGUGCAUGUUAUUUAUUUUAAGAGUACAAAUAAACUCAUUAUUUGAUGGUG
Molecule: messenger RNA, 496 nt
Organism: Psammomys obesus (fat sand rat)
Lineage: Eukaryota; Metazoa; Chordata; Mammalia; Rodentia; Muridae
Gene: Ndufa6
Product: NADH:ubiquinone oxidoreductase subunit A6
Exons: 3
Coding region: 46-429 (127 amino acids)
Biological process (GO): response to oxidative stress
Source: RefSeq, a predicted model, not a curated record